Messenger RNA from Knipowitschia caucasica, 5382 nucleotides. The record is from the annotation of a GenBank genome assembly. Lineage: Eukaryota; Metazoa; Chordata; Actinopteri; Gobiiformes; Gobiidae.
AUGUCCCAGGACAGUAAACAUGGCAAGUGGAGCAUCUCUAGCAGUGAAGAUGAAGCUGAUGCCAUUCCUCCAUCUGGAAAAACUUCUACUAAAAAUGAAAUCACGUUUGUGCAGACUCCCUCACCUCCAAAAACAGAGGCUGUUUCGGUCAAAGUAGAAAUGAAACCUGAACCUGGACAUAAAACCUCCACCUCUUCACUGUUUAUUGGCUCUGAGGCCAGAAAGUCUGCUGCUUCAAACCAGCUGAACCCUGUGAAGUUCGACAGUGGUCCAUCUCCAGCUGCAAAGAGGAAGAAACCGGAGUCAGACGGUCCAUCGGGGUGGGCUCUUUCUGAUAGUGACGACGAUGAAGCUCAUCAUGGAAAGAAAGUUGCCGCAAAUAAUAAUAAUAUUCCUAAGAAAGAACCUCCAAAAAAGCAGAAAGUGAUGAAUGAGCGCCCGCCCAGUCCUCACGGUCGUACGUAUGUAGACGACAAGGCCGAUUUCUUUGAGUCUGCUUUCCCCUGUCUCAAUGACACCUACGGCUUUUAUCUCAAUAAAGUCUCUGGGCUGGAGCGCAAGUACAACACCGGCGCACUGCACAUCAAGGACAUCCUUUCACCUUUGUUUGGAACUUUGAAAGAAUCGGUUCAGUUCAACUACUGUUUUGAUGUUGCCUGGAUGGUUCAGCAAUAUCCAAAGGACUUCAGAGACAGACCGGUUCUUCUGGUGCAUGGAGACAAACGAGAGGCCAAAGCGAGACUAGUGCGAGAUUCUCAGCCGUACCCACACGUGAAACUAUGCCAGGCUAAACUGGACAUUGCAUUUGGAACUCACCACACAAAGAUGAUGUUACUGUGGUAUGAAGAAGGUUUCAGAGUCGUCAUUUUGACAUCCAACAUGAUUCGAGCCGACUGGUACCAGAAAACCCAAGGGAUGUGGAUGAGUCCUCUGUAUCCACAGUUACCCAAUGGCAGCAGUAAAACAGGGGACUCGCCCACUUUCUUCAAGAGGGAUUUACUCGAGUACCUUUCGUCGUACAGAGCGGCUGAACUAGAAGAAUGGAUUCAGCGGAUCAAAGAACAUGACCUCUCUGAGACCAGAGUGUAUUUGAUCGGCUCGAGUCCAGGGAGGUAUGUUGGACCAGACAUGGACCGAUGGGGCCACCUCAGGCUCAGAAAGCUUUUGUACGACCAUUCUGAGUCUAUUCCCGAUGAAGGUCGAUGGCCGGUGGUUUGUCAGUUUUCCAGCAUCGGAUCAAUGGGAAUAGACAAAACCAAGUGGUUAGCGGCGGAGUUCCAGCGCACGCUAACGACUCUGGGGAAGUCCAGUGUGCGCUCAGACCCCCCUCUUCAUCUGCUGUAUCCUUCAGUGGAAGAUGUGCGGACAAGUUUGGAAGGGUAUCCAGCCGGAGGUUCACUUCCAUACAGCGUCCAAACUGCUCAGAAACAGCUGUGGCUUCACUCUUUCUUUCAUCGGUGGAAGGCGGACACGACCGGGAGGACUCACGCCAUGCCUCACAUCAAGACUUUCUUGAGAGUUUCUCCAGAUUUUUCUGAGCUUGCGUGGUAUUGCAUAACAAGUGCAAACCUGUCCAAAGCUGCAUGGGGGGCUCUGGAGAAGAACAACACGCAGAUAAUGGUCCGCUCCUAUGAGCUGGGGGUCCUGUUCCUGCCUUCAGCUUAUAAUAUGAAGACAUUCCCGAUACAGAGACAUCCAUUUCCUGUUUCCUCGCCCUCCACUGGGUUCCCUGUUCCCUUUGAUCUGCCUCCAACAAGUUAUUCCUCCAAAGAUCAGCCGUGGAUGUGGAACAUGGCGUACACCCAGGCCCCGGAUACGCACGGCAACAGGCCCCUGGACUGGAAUAAUAAGAUGUUCCAGCAGUGUGAGGAGCCUCGCUUCACCAUCGAGCAGAUCGAUCUGCUCCAGAGGCUGCGGAGGACGGGCAUCAGCCAGGCCGAGGUGCUGCACGCCCUGGACACUCUGGAGCACCUGGACCGGCAGCAUGGCCACACGGCGGGCCACAAAGCCUCGUACAUGCCUCCUCCAGCGGCCUCAUGCGCCAUGUCCACUGCCACCCAGACCGGCUCCAGCAGCGCAGCCUUCGAGAGCUCCUCUCCCCCGAUGCCAGUGCCUGUGUCCUCCCCCAUCAUGGCCACUCACAACGGCCUGGUGGCAGUGACCAAUGGGAAGCUUUCUCCUCCGCGGUUUCCUCUGGGCGUGGUCAACGCUGCCGUGGUACCACCAGUCUACAGCUUUGAAGUGAACGAAGAGGAGAUGGACAUUGAGGACAAAGUGGAGGAUCUCAUGAGAAGGGACAGUGCCAUGAUCAAAGAUGAGAUUAAGUCGUUCUUGGCCAGCAGGCGGAUCUCCCAGGCUGUGGUCGCCCAAGUGACCGGUGAGUGUGGCGUCCGGCUGUUGUGUGUGGCGUCCGGCUGUUGUGUGUGGCGUCCGGCUGUUGUGUGUGGCGUCCGGCUGUUGUGCGUUCGGCUGUUGUGCGUGGCGUCCGGCUGUUGUGUGUGGCGUCCGGCUGUUGUGUGUGGCGUCCGGCUGUUGUGUGUGGCGUCCGGCUGUUGUGUGUGGCGUCCGGCUGUUGUGCGUCCGGCUUGCGUGGCGUCCGGCUGUUGUGUGUGGCGUCGGGCUGUUGUGUGUGGCGUCCGGCUGUUGUGCGUGGCGUCCGGCUGUUGUGCGUGGCGUCCGGCUGUUGUGCGUGGCGUUGGGACUGUUGUGUGUGUGGCGUCGGGACUGUUGUGUGUGGCGUCGGGACUGUUGUGUGUGGCGUCGGGACUGUUGUGUGUGGCGUCGGGACUGUUGUGUGUGGCGUCCGGCUGUUGUGUGUGGCGUCCGGCUGUUGUGUGUGGCGUCCGGCUGUUGUGUGUGGCGUCCGGCUGUUGUGUGUGGCGUCCGGCUGUUGUGUGUGGCGUCGCGCUGUUGUCGGCUGUUGUGCGUUCGGCUGUUGUGCGUGGCGUCCGGCUGUUGUGUGUGGCGUCGGGACUGUUGUGUGUGGCGUCGGGACUGUUGUGUGUGGCGUCGGGACUGUUGUGUGUGGCGUCGGGACUGUUGUGUGUGGCGUCGGGACUGUUGUGUGUGGCGUCGGGACUGUUGUGUGUGGCGUCGGGACUGUUGUGUGUGGCGUCCGGCUGUUGUGUGUGGCGUCCGGCUGUUGUGUGUGUGGCGUCCGGCUGUUGUGUGUGGCGUCCGGCUGUUGUGUGUGGCGUCCGGCUGUUGUGUGUGGCGUCGGCCGUUGUGUGUGUGGCGUCCGGCUGUUGUGUGUGGCGUCCGGCUGUUGUGUGUGGCGUCCGGCCGUUGUGUGUGUGGCGUCCGGCUGUUGUGUGUGUGGCGUCCGGCUGUUGUGUGUGGCGUCCGGCUGUUGUGUGUGGCGUCCGGUGUUGUGUGUGUGGCGUCCGGCUGUUGUGUGUGUUGCGUCCGGCUGUUGUGUGUGUUGCGUCCGGCUGUUGUGUGUGUUGCGUCCGGCUGUUGUGUGUGUUGCGUCCGGCUGUUGUGUGUGUUGCGUCCGGCUGUUGUGUGUGUUGCGUCCGGCUGUUGUGUGUGUUGCGUCCGGCUGUUGUGUGUGGCGUCCGGCUGUUGUGUGUGGCGUCCGGCUGUUGUGUGUGGCGUCCGGCCGUUGUGUGUGUGGCGUCCGGCUGUUGUGUGUGUGGCGUCCGGCUGUUGUGUGUGGCGUCCGGCUGUUGUGUGUGGCGUCCGGCUGUGUGUGUGUUGCGUCCGGCUGUUGUGUGUGUUGCGUCCGGCUGUUGUGUGUGUUGCGUCCGGCUGUUGUGUGUGUUGCGUCCGGCUGUUGUGUGUGUUGCGUCCGGCUGUUGUGUGUGUUGCGUCCGGCUGUUGUGUGUGUUGCGUCCGGCUGUUGUGUGUGUUGCGUCCGGCUGUUGUGUGUGUUGCGUCCGGCUGUUGUGUGUGUUGCGUCCGGCUGUUGUGUGUGGCGUCCGGCUGUUGUGUGUGGCGUCCGGCUGUUGUGUGUGCGUGGCGUUGUUGUGGCUCGGUGUUGUGUGUGGCGUCGCGCUGUUGUGCGUUCGGCUGUUGUGUGUGGCGUCCGGCUGUUGUGUGUGGCGUCCGGCUGUUGUGUGUGUUGCGUCCGGCUGUUGUGUGUGUUGCGUCCGGCUGUUGUGUGUGUUGCGUCCGGCUGUUGUGUGUGUUGCGUCCGGCUGUUGUGUGUGUUGCGUCCGGCUGUUGUGUUGCGUGCUGUGUGUUGCGUCCGGCUGUGUGUGUGUGCGUCGGCUGUUGUGUGUGGCGUCCGGCUGUUGUGUGUGGCGUCCGGCUGUGUGUGUGGCGUCCGGCUGUGUGUGUGUGGCGUCCGGCUGUUGUGUGUGGCGUCCGGCUGUUGUGUGUGGCGUCCGGCUGUUGUGUGUGGCGUCCGGCUGUUGUGCGUUCGGCUGUUGUGUGUGGCGUCCGGCUGUUGCUGUGGCAGGCUCAUUAGCACUCACCCAGUCUUCCCUGACCCUUUCCUCAGGCAUCAGUCAGAGCCGGAUCUCCCACUGGCUUCUGCAGCAGGGAUCUGAUCUCAGCGAGCAGAAGAAGAGAGCCUUCUUCCGCUGGUACCAGCUGGAAAAGACCAACCCUGGUGCUACUUUGGCCAUGCGCGCUGCUCCGUUAGCUCUGGAUGAUGUGAUGGACUGGCACCAGACUCCGCCGCCCUUUGUGCCCUCUCCUGGAGGGUUCCGACUGCGCAGAGGGAGCCGCUUCACCUGGAGGAAGGAGUGUCUGGCUGUGAUGGAGAGUUACUUCUGUGAUAACCAAUAUCCUGACGAGGCCAAGAGAGAAGAGAUUGCCACCGCGUGUAAUGCAGUCAUUCAGAGACCGGGAAAAAAGCUGUCAGACUUGGAGAGGGUCACGUCUUUGAAAGUGUACAACUGGUUUGCCAAUCGCCGCAAAGAUUUGAAGAGGCGCGCUAACAUCGAAGCAUCCAUCUUGGAGAGUCACGGCAUCGAUGUCCAGAGUCCAGGAGGUCAGUCCAACAGCGACGAGGUGGAUGGGAAUGACUUUCCAGACCAGGUUUGCGAAGUCCCUCUGUUUGAUAAACGAGCCUCAGUGCGUCCGUUCAUGUACGGCCGAGCAGAUCUGUCCUCUCCGACACAGGUCCCCACUCUGGUCCCGAGCUGGUUCUCAGCGCUGGGCAGGGGCGCUCUGGCGGGGCAUCGGAACUCUCUGAUUGGCCGCUCUCUGCUCUCAGGACUGGCCUCUCACUCUGAAGGGGGCAGGCUGUCUGGGGUGUCCUGGUCACCACCCUCCCCUUCUCUCCAGGAUGAAGCCACCAUUCACACUGUGUUAGCAGGUCAGGAGGCGGUCAACAUGGAGAAGGCCGCCGACGAGGAAGCUCAGGCCGCAGAGCUUCCCGACCAGAACGUCCAGGAGGAGGACAUCAAGCCCGACGGUUUGGAGGACGACUGA